Acanthopagrus latus (yellowfin seabream) is the source of this 1731-nucleotide messenger RNA. RefSeq names its product vestigial-like family member 3 (gene vgll3). Gene Ontology annotation, cellular component: nucleus. NCBI's taxonomy places the organism in Eukaryota, Metazoa, Chordata, Actinopteri, Spariformes, Sparidae. The record is from RefSeq and is a predicted model, not a curated record. Bases 152 to 1195 code for a protein of 347 amino acids. Gene Ontology annotation, biological process: regulation of transcription by RNA polymerase II. The transcript has 4 exons.
GGCAUAUAUGGAGGCACCGACGGCUCUGAGGAUACAGCCCGUCUGAAGUCUCAUCAGCAGUGGACUCAGGAGUCGCCCUCGGCAGUUGUUGUUGGCGGUGUUUGUUGCGCGUUUCUCUCCUCCGACCUCUUCUCCACCUUAUUUUUGCGCUAUGAGUUGCCUGGAUGUGAUGUACCACCAAAGCUAUGGAGCGCACUACCUCCCUGCAGCGGCGUACAAGGCGACAUACUACAACCACCAUCACCAGCAACAACAGAGAAGACUGAGUGUUUACAGUAAGAUGCAGGAGUGUGUGGAGCAGCAGCAGCAGCAAGGAGGAAGAGGGAUGCUUUCCAGAGACCAGGGCCUGAGGCAGGGUCCUCCCCCGCCGGGAGUCGAUUCAAGCCGGAGAUCCACAUCCGAACCAGAGCUGAAGGAUGGCACUCAACCAGCAGAGGCAGAGUACUUGAGCUCCCGGUGUGUUUUGUUCACCUACUUCCAAGGAGAAAUUGGCGACGUGGUGGAUGAGCACUUCUCCAGGGCGCUCAGUCAGUCCAGCACCUUCAACAGCGAGAGCAAGCCGAUCAGAACGACUCAGGCGCCAGGUUCAGGCACCACUGGUUUAUGGAAAGAUGGGUCUGUCUCUGAGGGUCAGAGCAGCUCAGUGUGGAACACAACCUACCCACCCCAGGCCGGCUCUUGCCUCCCAUCCGUCUCCGUCUCGGUCCACCCGGACUUCUCCUCAAGCCCCGUCUCCUUCAACCACCCGGACGGAUCUCUCUGGGCCGACCAUGUGCUCUCCCAGGCCAGCCUCCCUCCUCCGGCCACCCUCCCCGACAGUUGGACCUACAGCCUGAACCCCCAGAGCCCGAGCGGCUACCCCAACGUCCACAACGUCUAUCACCCUCACCCCCACCCGCACAUCCACUCCCGGCACCACCACCCAAUGCUCCAUUCAUACCCCACCCACAGCGCGGCGUUGGAUCCCAGGUUUAAUCCCCUGCUGCUGCCCGGUGUGAGGAACCAGAGCCAGCCGACUGCCAGUGCGGGGAGCUCCCCGCACAGCGAGGGGGUGAAGACAGAGAUGGAGCCCAACAGCAACAGCCCCGUCAUGGCUACCUCUGUCACCUGGACACCCUCGGCCCUCCACGGAUCGUUGGAGGUGUACGACUCAGCUCUUGAUCAGACCAAAGCAAAGACGUCAGUUUGGUUCUAGCCGAUGCACUGAAGGACUAUCAGUUCACACCAAAAAAGGACCUACUAUGUGGCUCUAUCGACGUAUGGCUGCAACACCAGCACUGUAAUGUACAAUGUAGACUAAAGGCUUAUGAGUCCUGCACUGUCCACACGACUUAUUACGGAUGAACUCAGGCUUUGGACUUUGGCGAUCUGACGCUUUGGCCCUUUGAAGAACGACACAAAGAGACUACUUGCUUUAAGAACGGGAGGCCUCUUCUUCUCUAUUGGCACAAAAACAGCAAUCCUUUUUUUUUUCCUCCACGCAAUGUGAGACCAAGUGGUUCUGUUUCAAGAGCUCGAUUUUGAUCCACAUUCUGUUUUGUACAGUAAAUGUUUGUUUUUACAACUGUAAAUGUUUUUUUUCCUGUGUACAGUUUUGCCAUGCUAAGUUGUUGUGUGCUGGAUGAGCUCCACUAAAAGAUGGUUGCCUGAAUGCUACUUUGCUAUUUUUGCCUUUUGGGGUUUGUGUAGUGUAAAUAUUGGUAUGUUUAAAUAAUAAAUUGCUGAACUUUA